Messenger RNA from Hemiscyllium ocellatum (epaulette shark), 2729 nucleotides. It is a transcript of the gene acot11a, whose product is annotated as acyl-CoA thioesterase 11a. The transcript is spliced from 16 exons. The record is from RefSeq and is a predicted model, not a curated record. Lineage: Eukaryota; Metazoa; Chordata; Chondrichthyes; Orectolobiformes; Hemiscylliidae. Gene Ontology annotation, molecular function: thiolester hydrolase activity; lipid binding. Gene Ontology annotation, cellular component: extracellular exosome. Bases 112 to 1839 code for a protein of 575 amino acids.
ACUGGCAGUUUCCAUGGAAACAGGGCCCAGGAGGCAGGAGGCAGGAAGCGCGAAGGCGGUGCCCUCGCUGCACACUGACGGCUGUCAACCGAAGUUUGGAUUUCUUUCUUAAUGAUGGCAGAAAUGAAAGAAAUGGAGAAACUUGAAGAACCGCUCUUCAUUUUAGAAAAUGGGGAUGUAUACACAAACCCAACGGAAGUGAAAAUGAGUCAGCUUAUCCUGCCAUGUCAUGCUAACCACCGUGGAGAACUGAGCACAGGACAACUGCUGAAGUGGAUGGACACAACAGCCUGCCUUUCUGCGGAAAGGCAUGCAAACUGUCCCUGCGUUACAGCCUCUGUGGAUGAUAUCGACUUUGAGCAUACACUCAGCAUUGGACAAGUAGUAAACAUCAAAGCAAAGGUGAAUCGUGCCUUUAACACAAGCCUGGAGGUUGGAAUUACAAUCAUGUGUGAAGAUCCCUUAAGUGGAAUACAGUGGAAAGUCUGUAAAGCAUUUGCUACGUUUGUGACAAGAGGAUCAGGACUUGGAAAGGUGCAACUGAAGCCUGUGAUUCCCAGAACCUCUGAAGAACAAAUGGAAUAUAGCAUCGCUGCUGAACGCCGCCGGAUGAGGUUACACCAUCUGGAAACCAUCAAGGAUCUAGUCUCCUCCUGUACAGUUCAGGCUGAAUCAAAUUUUGAAGAAUCCCAGAGCACUGUUCCAGCAGGAAUGACACGAGUUGAGAGCAUUGAACUUGUCCUGCCACCUCAUGCAAACCACCAGAGUAACACUUUUGGAGGACAAAUCAUGGCUUGGAUGGAGAGUGUUGCUACGAUCUCUGCAAGUCGCUUUUGCAAAGGGCAUCCAGUGCUGAAGAGCAUUGAUAUGUUCCACUUCAGAGGACCCUCACAGGUUGGGGAUCGCAUAAGUUUGAAGGCAAUAGUUAACAACGCAUUUAAAACAAGCUUUGAAGUUGGUGUCUGUGCAGAAGCUUACCAUCAGGAAGAUUGGGAAUGGAAGACACACAUUAACAGUGCCUUUCUGACCUUUGUUAUGCUCGAUAAAGAUGGGGAGCUCAGCACGUUGCCCCGCAUUAAGCCAGAACCAGGGGAUGGAGAAAGGAGAUACCGCGAAGCAAGUGCACGGAAGAAAAUAAGGCUUGACAGAAAAUACAUAAUUUCAUGUAAGCAAACUGAAGUACCACUAUCUGUGCCGUGGGACCCUAGCAAUCAGGUUUACCUCAGCUACAAUAACAUUUCUGCACUGAAAAUGUUGGCUGCAAAACAAAACUGGGUUCUGAAUUGCACACAGAACAAGGCCAAACUGUUCACUCUGGAGGAAGGUCAGUUUCUGUCCUUCAAAGUAGAAAUGUCUGUUUCUGUAAACAUCAAGCAAGUUUUCAUGCUCCUGUCUGAUAUGAGCCGUCGACAUGAAUGGGACACCCACUACCAGAAAUUUGAGUUGAUACAAAAGGUGGAUGAGGAUGAUGUCAUCUAUCACGUGAUCGCCCCAUCAGUUAACAAGGAAAGUACAUUUCAAGACUUCGUUUUACUGGCGUCUCGUAGAGUGCCUUGUGCUGAUGGUGAUCCAUAUCUGAUAGCCCUCCGUUCAGUCAGUCUCCCUGCAGCCCCACCAACUGAGGGCCUUGUCCGAAGUGAGGUGUUGUGUGCAGGCUUUACACUUUCGGAAGAAGAAGACACUCGCACCAGGAUUACGUACUACAUUCAGGCCACCCCUGGUGUUCUCCCGUAUAUCACCCGUGAUAUUACUGGACUCUCUGCUGAUCUCUGUAAAAUCUUUGAGGCUUGUAAUAAGUUUCUUGAACAAAAUAAGGAUGUGGACAAAGUAGUUUUGUAAUAUUUGUGCAAUGUGGGCAGGGUACCUGUUCCUGCCCAGUCUGCAUCCCAGUAAUCCAGGGAGUUGAUGCAAGAGGAGCUAGGUUGUGGGAUAAAUGAGAUAUCGGUUCAGUUUUGACCAACUGGAACUCAAAUUCUAAUGUUAAGUUCUUUGGGUUGUCAUAGUGCAUAACUUUUGUAUAUUUUUGUACUAAUGGCACUGUUGUUGGAUAAUUGAGAUUGAACACAAAUGAAGUACAAUUAUGCAAUAACACAUCUGGUUCUUGGAAACUACUAUUAUCUGAUUAGAGAAGGGAUCACUGCAAUAAUUUGUAAAUUUGAGUAAAGUUUUUGUACAGAAUAAUAACUGCCUCUUGCAUACAGCAAUUUAUUACAGAUUACCAGAUUUAAUUUGUUAUCUUUUAUGAUUUUCAGAAGAAUGAACUUUAAAAAUGAAUAAAUGAGAAAUUUAGAAUAACUGUCGUUGAGAAAAGACAAUGAUGUUUUUAAUUGAUGAUCAUGUUACUGGUCAUUGAACUUACCAAAUAUGUUUUUUUGGAUAUGUACAGUGAGAUUUUUUCCCUAUUCUUUACAAUCUGCCAACAAAUUUAUGACAAGUGUUUUCUGUCAAGUUAAAUUUGACUUAUUUUAGUCUCUUUGAGUUGGAGUGUGGAUUCAAAAAGGUAUUUUAUCGUUAAGUCAUAAUCAAUUGUCCUUAUAACUGGAACUGGAAUGUUAGUGCUACAAUUUAGCACUGAAUCACAGAUCAAAAAGUUAAUUUAAUCCUAUAGGAGAGUCAAGGUUACUGACAGUAACUGAUUGUAUUGAUUACCACAAGGAAUUUCCAUGGUGAUUGUGGAAACCAGAUUUCCUGUGAAUUAGUUCUGUCAUUUGAAACACUAAAUAAAAACA